Lachnellula hyalina is the source of this 333-nucleotide messenger RNA. It is a transcript of the gene MGR2, whose product is annotated as Protein MGR2. Gene Ontology annotation, biological process: protein insertion into mitochondrial inner membrane; protein import into mitochondrial matrix. Bases 1 to 333 code for a protein of 110 amino acids. The record is from RefSeq and is a predicted model, not a curated record. Gene Ontology annotation, cellular component: TIM23 mitochondrial import inner membrane translocase complex. The transcript has 5 exons. Lineage: Eukaryota; Fungi; Ascomycota; Leotiomycetes; Helotiales; Lachnaceae.
AUGCCGGUUCCAGUUGGUGGACAGAUGGGUGGUGGGUCCAACUUCGACAAGUUCAAGAUGGGCGCCAUGAUGGGUAGCACUGUCGGGGUCAUCAUUGGCUUUAUAUUUGGCUCUGUCAACAUUAUGAGAUACGGUGCCGGACCAAACGGAGUUAUGCGAUCACUUGGACAAUACAUGGUUGGUUCUGGAGCUACAUUUGGUUUCUUCAUGGCCAUAGGAAGUACCAUUCGAACAGAUUCCGUCUCGCAACAAGCAAUGGAUGCUUACCUUCAAUCAAAGCGCCGCCCUCUUAUCAUGCCGCGCCAUCCAUACCACCAAUCAAAGGACGAAUAA